Molecule: messenger RNA, 837 nt
Organism: Trichomonas vaginalis G3
Lineage: Eukaryota; Parabasalia; Trichomonadida; Trichomonadidae
Product: spectrin binding
Exons: 1
Coding region: 1-837 (278 amino acids)
Molecular function (GO): protein binding
Source: RefSeq, a predicted model, not a curated record
AUGAAUAUACAAAUGCUUGUUUAUCUUAUUUCCAAUGGAUUAUCAUUUGAUAAUUCGCAUUCUAAUCGUUAUUUCCCAUUACAUGCUGCAGCUCGAACAUCUUUGCCAGAACUAGUAAUGUAUGUAAUGGACAAUAGUCUGAUACCUGUUAAUCAGCCUGAUCUUACAAAUGAUAAUUCGACUGCUCUGCUUGAAUCAUCGAUCCACGGCUUCACGCGAGUUGUUGUAUGGCUUUUGGAGCACGGUGGGGACCCUCAUGUCCUAAGAAAAAGAGACCAAAUGACCCCUCUCCAUUUUGCCGCUCGAAAUGGGGAUCUGAAAAUGAUGAACGCUUUUAUUGAAUAUAAGGCAAAGCCAAUGCCUAUAUCAAAGAAAGGAAAAACUCCGCUACAUUAUGCUGCAGAACAAGGUAGUAAGGAUAUGCUUUUGAUUCUUACAAAGAAUAAGCCAAAUUUGAACGUAACUCCCGAAGGAAAAGAAACUCCAUUAGAUAUCGCUGUCCGAAAAAGUGACGGAAAUUUUGUUUCAGCACUUUUGGCUCGAGGAAUAGAUCCUAAUCCAGUUCACGACAAAAUUCUUCCUCCAUUAUAUGUUGCCGUCAAAGAAAAUAUGGAAGAUAUUGUAGCAAUGCUGAUAAUGGCAGGUGCAAAUGUAAAUUCCUAUGCAAGUGAUGGUAAAAAACUGAGAACUCCUUUGCAUGCUGCUUGUUCUAAGGGUCUUGUUGAUCUUACAAGAUUCCUAAUAGAAAAUGGAGCAGAUAAAGAUGCAAAAGAUAGUGAUGGAAAGAAACCGAAUGAAAUCACAAAAAAGAAAGAAAUUAAACAACUGUUUAUAUAG